Messenger RNA from Diabrotica balteata, 1554 nucleotides. NCBI's taxonomy places the organism in Eukaryota, Metazoa, Arthropoda, Insecta, Coleoptera, Chrysomelidae. The record is from the annotation of a GenBank genome assembly.
AUUGGUACAUACAGUUAUUACAAUAUAAGUAAAAAUACGUUAAACUUCGAUAACGUAUGUGUAAAUACGGUCCAAACAGCGAAGAUCUAUCUCCAUAAUAUCGGAAAAGUUGCUGCACAAACUACCUUAAAAGUCGUAGACGGCAAAUGUUUUGGAGUUAGUCCACUGGUUGCAAGAAUUGAGGCUUAUAGUGUAUCUCCUAUUACUGUCACUUUUAAACCAGAUUCAAUAAACAUGUUUGAAGGUAAAUUGGAAAUCAGAUAUAAUGGUCGCAAUACGAAUUUCUUUGUUUUGGGUCUAUCUGGAAAAAGUUGUAUUCCCCAGGUUCAAAUAACUAAUAUAGAAGCAGAAGAUCAUGUACAUAAAAUUAUAUUUCCCCCUACUUAUCCCGAAGAAUGGCAGUUCAAAAAAGUUAUCAUAAAAAAUUCAGGAAUGAUUUCAUGUACAAUUAUUAUUAGUUUAUCUAUCGAAAAUAAUGAAUCUCCUUUUUUUAUAAUGCACACUGAUGAAGUACCAGAUCUUAGGAAUCAUGGAAUUGACAAACAAUUAAGUAUCUCUUCUGUAAAUAUUAGUUUAUGUCCUUCAGAAAGUACCAGUAUAUUUGUAUUUUUUAAAUCUAUGUCACCAAUUAUGGCUGAAGGAGAAGUUAAAAUAUUUAUUGUAAACAAUCCAUACGAAACAAAAAAGCUGGAACUUUAUGGUCAAUGUUAUGGAGGAGAAAUAACCGUUCAUGACCUACCUGCUUCUAAUCCAUCAGAAUGGAAUAUUAACCAAAACGAAAUCAUAUAUCACUUAGACUUCGGAUACUCUCCAUUAAGAAUAAUGAAUAAAAAAUACUUUUCAAUUAAAAACAAUUCAAAAACAUGCACUUAUCGAUUUAACUUCAGAAGCGAUGUUCCAAAUCUAUUUUUUCUGCCUAGUAUAGGACACUUAAAAGCAUCGUCUAGAAAAGAAAUUCUGGUAAUGGUAUCAUCGAAAGAACCAAAAACUUUACAUAAGUUUAUUAUAUUUCUAUAUUUUAGAAGGAAUAUUGGAGAAAACAUGGAAGCGUUUAAGGAACAAAUAAAAACUGCACUAGAUGUAAAAGAACCAAAUAUAAUUAUAAACUCAGAACAGCUACUUUUUGUCAAUUUUUUAGUUUCAUUCACUAGUGAUUUUGCUUCUUAUUCUUGUGAAACAAAAGAAUUGGUAUUUCCUGAUACAUAUGUCAAUAAUAAAAGUAAUCUUUCAUUUGAAGUCUUGAAUGGUGGUCUAGUUCCUUUAAAUCUGGAAUGGAUAUUAGCAUGUGUUAAUACGUUAUCGAAAAAUAAUACGACCGUUGGGGAGAAUGAAGUUACUUUGAAAAGCAACGAUCGAAAAACCUGCAAAUAUACCAGUAGUGUUAGCUUUUCCGAGCGUUCUAUAUCAAACGAGAGUUGGAGGAUAUCAAGCAGAAAUAUCGCUACCACUAGGCAUGGUUGUGAACGCUGUUUUCAAGAAUCAACAUUGGUUGUAUGUUCAAAACGCCUCACGCAGAAGAAGGCUAUGUCAGUUAUGCAGCCUGUUUGCCUUUAG